This is a messenger RNA of Tachysurus vachellii, 2066 nucleotides long. It is a transcript of the gene stk33, whose product is annotated as serine/threonine kinase 33. NCBI's taxonomy places the organism in Eukaryota, Metazoa, Chordata, Actinopteri, Siluriformes, Bagridae. Gene Ontology annotation, biological process: protein phosphorylation. The record is from RefSeq and is a predicted model, not a curated record. The coding region runs from base 85 to 1524 and encodes 479 amino acids. The transcript has 13 exons. Gene Ontology annotation, molecular function: ATP binding; protein kinase activity.
GCCCUGAGGGGAUUAAAACUUUGUGAGCGGGUCUCAGAGAGCUUUGUGACAGACAGAGACACCAGCAGGGACUCCGAUCUAAAGAUGGAUGUUUGUGGAGCUGGUGAGAAGAUGGCCAUGCAGUGGAGCCGUGUGAACAGUGCAGAGAAGAAGGUGCCACACACUCGUCUGAAGGAUGACGCUGACAUUCAGCAGAUCUACUCCUUUGGGAGGAAACUGGGUCAAGGAAGCUUCGGGGUCGUCUGUGAAGCCACUCACAUGGACACGCAGAAGAAGUGGGCGAUUAAGAAGGUGAACAAAGAGAAGGCUGGGAGUUCAGGUGUGAAGCUGUUGGAGCGAGAGGUGAACAUCCUGAAGCAGGUGAACCACAAACACAUCAUCCACCUGGAGGAGGUGUUCGAGACGCAUGAGAGAAUGUACCUGGUUGUAGAUCUUUGUGAAGGUGGAGAGCUGAAGAAACUCUUACAGAAAAACAAGCGUUUCAGUGAGGAUGAGACCAGACACAUCAUCAGGAGUUUAGCUGAGGCCACGGUGUAUCUUCACAAACUGGACAUUGUUCACAGAGAUCUCAAGCUAGAAAACAUUCUUGUGGACAGUUCUCACCAGAACACUGAUAACGCUGUAAUAAACAUCAAGAUCACAGAUUUCGGACUGUCUGUACAGAAGGGUGGAGUGGGAAGUGGGAACAUGCUGCAAACCACAUGUGGGACACCCAAAUACAUGGCACCUGAAGUGAUCAAUGGCCACGAUUACAGCCAGCAGUGUGACAUGUGGAGCAUUGGAGUCAUCAUGUACAUGCUGUUAAGUGGAGAACCUCCAUUCCAGUCCAGCUCUGAGGAACAUCUGUUUGAAACAAUUAAGAAAGGAGAGCUGAACUUCUCGUCUCCUGUGUGGGACACCAUCAGUGACGCAGCCAAAACGGUGCUGAACUGUUUGUUGAAAGUCGAUCCUGCACAUCGCAUCACAGCCAGUGAGCUGCUACAUAACCCCUGGGUCAUGGGAGACACAUCCGCCAGUGCUUCUCCCACCAACGUGUUGGUGAUGAUGCGACAGUUCCGGAACGCUCCUGAGGAUGGCGAGAGCGAGGAGGUGAGUGAGGGGAUGGGAAGCCUUUCGCUCAGCUGCUCCCAGGAAAGCGUGGUCGAGUCUGUGGCUGCCUCAGAAUCUCUGUCUGCUCCACCGUCUGCUCCAACGUCAUCUGCUCCAGCACAGACAUUCAGCCUCAUCAAAGACCUGAAGAGCAACAAAAAACCCUCCACAUCCACGAAACAGAAAAAGAAGAAAUCCUGCACUUCCUCAUGUGACGGUGUGAGGAAGAGCGACUCUGCUGUGAAGACGAGCAGCGCUCCCGGUGUGUGCAUGGUGCAGUCCUUUAAACAGAUGAACACAAAGCACCACAACCAACCGGACAAGCAAGAGAGCAGAAAUAAGACCUACGCGCCCAAACCACUCACACUAAAUGAUAGCCCCGCCCACUCCUCAACAGGCCACUCCCCAAACUCCAGGUCCAAGAAGAUCAGGUAGGUGCACACACACCUCAGAGUCUGCUGGAGGAAACGCAGACAUUGGGGUUUAUUGUGAAGAUCUGAUGGACUCAUGAGACAGAGAAGGACCUGAGCCUCGUCCGUCUGUCUGUAUAAUCCGUUUUCUCCUGGAUGAUCUUCGAAGGAUGAACUGUUUUAUAUUUGAACUUGUAAAGAGAAAAAAGAUCCUAGUGCUGCUUUGAGAUUAUUUAAUGACUGUGUAAGAACCCGGUGUGUGUGAGACUCGAGCCUCAUCUGCAUCACACUUCCUGUGAAAUAUUCAUUCUUAUUUUUUUCUGAAAUUAAACAAAUGCUCACAUUAACAGGGUCUGAUUUGUGAAGUGGCACAUAACCAAAGAUCCCUGACCCUCUUUACACUGUAGGUGUAAUCACUGCUCAUGUAGACACACCACAUCCAGAUAACUGGCAAGUCCAGAAUUAUUAUUCAGUGAAAUAGGAUUAAAAACUUGCCAAAUGACUCGUGUGUAUUUAUAAUGAUUUACUUCAUCAAUAAACACAAAGUUCAUGCUGCAGUUGAGAAAA